Messenger RNA from Plodia interpunctella (Indianmeal moth), 988 nucleotides. RefSeq names its product frataxin (gene fh). The transcript is spliced from 2 exons. The record is from RefSeq and is a predicted model, not a curated record. Gene Ontology annotation, molecular function: ferric iron binding; ferroxidase activity; ferrous iron binding. The coding region runs from base 301 to 840 and encodes 179 amino acids. Gene Ontology annotation, cellular component: mitochondrion. Gene Ontology annotation, biological process: intracellular iron ion homeostasis; iron incorporation into metallo-sulfur cluster. NCBI's taxonomy places the organism in Eukaryota, Metazoa, Arthropoda, Insecta, Lepidoptera, Pyralidae.
AUAAUUCUCUCCCGCAACUAAUCUCAAAUGUCAAAGCAAAUGUUUUAUCCAUGGAAUUAGUAGGUACUCCGUCGAAGUACUUACAAAAUCCAUGGUUUUAUCGUUUGGAAAACAUGGAAAUAUUUUCUACAUUUUUAUACAACCUGUGCUAAUACAUUGCUUUUGAUCACAUCACUAACAUAACCGUCAACUCAAAUGUCAACGCUAAUGUCAUAGUGACAUUUGGUUCGUCAAAAUUUUUGUCAACAAGAAAGUAACCUAGAAUUUGGUUGUUUGAUCUAUGAUUUAACAAAUAAUAAAAUGUUACGGAGUCUUUUACGUACCAGCCGCUGGCUGGCACGAAAACAAAUUGAUUUAAUUCCCAAUGCAGUGGUUCGAGUUCGAUCUUUUAGUUUUUUGGACCAAAAUCAAAGUUUUAUCUAUCAACGUAAUUUCGCAAGUUCUAGUGAUAAUGUUGAGCGCUCAAAAGUUUUGGAUCAAGCCGUUUUUGAAGAAAUUUGUAAUGAAACAUUAGAAUCUCUCUCUGAAUACUUCGAGGAGUUAGUGGAACAGGCACCUAAUCUAAAAGGUGCUGAUAUAACAUUCAGUGAUGGAGUUUUAACAGUAGCCUUAGGAAACUCAUACGGCACUUAUGUAAUCAAUAGACAAACUCCUAACAAACAAAUUUGGCUUAGCUCACCUGUUUCCGGGCCUAAACGCUACGACUUAGUGUUGAAAAACGGAGGAUAUUGGAUUUAUAAGCAUGAUGGAGUGUCCUUGCACAAAUUACUUCAAGACGAAAUAUCCAAAAUAGUGAAAGAUAAAGUGGAAUUCAAUAAAUGUACAUAUAGUGUAGUUUAAUUUAUAUUUUUUAUUAUUAUUAAAUAGUUUUGUUGAUUUUAUUUGUUUUUUAUUUUUUAUUUUUUUUAUCAAAAUGGAGGUUAUUGAAGAUGGGAAUAUUAUGGACAGGAUCCCUAUUUUAUUACAGAGGGAUUUUGAAUAUUAUCAG